ACCCCUCUCAUCAUCCUCCCUCAGACCGAUGUGCCUCGACUGGAAUGGCGCCAAAUCUUAAAGGCAGACCACGCAAAAAGAAGCCGUGUCCACAGAGAAGAGAUUCACUCAAUGGCAUUAAAGAUUCCAAUAACAAUUGUGAAGGCAAAGCUGUUGUCAAGGUAAAAUGUGAGGCAAAAUUGCCUUUGCCCAAAACCAAACACAACAGCAACUGUAAAAAGGUAUCAAAUGAGGCAAAAUCCAAGGCUUCUGCAGGCGAUGAAUGCCAAGCAGAUGAACAGGCAUUCCUUGUGGCACUUUAUAAAUAUAUGAAAGAAAGAAAAACACCAAUUGAACGGAUACCCUACCUCGGUUUUAAGCAAAUUAACCUUUGGACUAUGUUUCAAGCUGCUCAAAAACUGGGAGGAUAUGAAACAAUAACAGCCCGUCGACAAUGGAAACAUAUUUAUGAUGAAUUAGGUGGUAACCCUGGAAGCACAAGUGCAGCCACAUGUACUCGUAGACAUUAUGAAAGAUUAAUCCUGCCAUAUGAAAGAUUUAUUAAAGGAGAGGAAGAUAAGCCACUGCCUCCCGUGAAGCCUCGAAAGCAAGAUAAUAUCACCCAGGAGGGGGAAAUUAAGAUAAAAUUGUCUGGAACAAAACGUAUCAAAAAUGAAAACCAAAAAAGCAAAAAAGAAAAAGACAAUGUUCAGAAAACCCAAGACGUGCCUGAGGUUUCAUCAGAGCAAGAGAAGAAUCCAGAAUAUCCAGACCAGAAAAGUUUAUCUGAACUAACAGUAGCAGAGGAAAUGAAGCUGUCUGUAGAAGGUCUGCAGGUUUCCCCAACAGAUGCAACUGAGACAGCAUCUUUGGAAAAGCCUGAUUUGAAGGAAAUCAGCUCAAAUUAUGAAGAGGCCAAAGAGGAGAUGCUACCUGGGGAGUCUUUUUCAAGCACUUCAGUGGCUGUAGAAGAGGACAUUGCUUUGGAUCCUACAGCCAGGAAACUCCCCAGUCCAUCAGAAGACCAAGAGGAACCAAAUCAGGAACAACAAGCACCUUGUUUUGCUGACAAUCUAGAAAGCGAUGCCCAAGAAACUCCAUUUAAUAACUUGCCAACCAUCCACCUAUCACUGCCAAGUCAAAAUGAGAUGGAAGAUGAUAAACUUCCAGAGAUGGCAGAUUAUAUUGCCAACUGCACUGUUAAAGUGGACCAGUUAGGAAAUGAAGACAUACACAAUGCACUGAAACAGAGUCCCAAAGUCCUUGUAGUCCAGAAUUUUGACAUGUUUGACAGAGCAAGUUCGACAGAGAAGGAACCAUCAGGUUCCCUCAAUGGUGAACCUAGUUUUGGUUACACACCACUCCUCUAUUCCAAAGGCAACCCAGGCAUCAUGUCACCACUGGCAAAGAAGAAACUUCUGUCACAGGUCAGUGGGGCUACCCUCUCAUGUAGUUACCCUUAUGGCUCACCGCCACCUUUGAUCAGCAAGAAGAAGCUGAGUGGCAAAGAAGACUUGUUGUCAAACAUAUCCCAAGCUUCUCAUGCCCCUGUGAUGGACACUGUGGCAGUGAGUAGGCCAUCUGUUAUCCAACACGUGCAGAGUUUUAAACCCAAGAAUCUGGAGGAAAGGAGGUCUGCUAGUGAAACAUAUAGGCAUGAAUCACUACUAAAAAGAACAGAUCCUGAAUGCUGUGAUUUUUCCAAACAGCAUCUAAGUGCACUGGCUGAAUCCUAUGCACUCAAGUCAGAAAUCCAGGACAUGAAAGAUAGAAUGAAUGAAAAAAGGGCCUUGCACCAUUCCCAUAUGCCCAGCUUCUUGGCAGAUUUUUAUUCAUCUCCUCACCUGCACAGCCUUUAUAGGCACACCGAACACCAUCUUAACAAUGAACAGACAUCAAAAUAUCUCCCUCGAGACAUGUACAGAGACACAGAAAACAUUUCCAUGUUCCCUCAGCACAAGCACCAAGACAAACGUAGCUUAGCCUAUCACCCCCCUUUACACCAGCAUGAGAAAAAGAGCCCUAUGGAAGCCUCAUCAGAUGAUCAGCCGACAGAUCUGAGUCUUCCAAAAAGUACCCACAAACAGACUGCAAAAGCUCUGGGGCCUUCCCUCUUGCAUGCUUCAUUGGGACAACAGGACAGAAAAAGCAUCUCCCAGUUCCAAGCCUUGAGCAGCCAGCCUCUGAGCAUAGACUGUAAUCCCAAAGCCUGCCGGGUUUCUCCAAUGACUGUGUCCACCCCCAAGAAGCACAGUGAGCCACUCAUCAGGUCCACCAAGCCACCGAAUCUGAGAAAGAUGGAAGGCAUGGUCCAUCCCAUCCUAAGCCACAAAGCCAAUGUUCAAACCAUUGGGGCAGCUCGGCCUCUGAAGCGUAGCCUGGAGGAUUUGGACAAAGCAGUUUUGGAGAAGAAGGUCCGAGCUGUCUCACCCUUGUGCAUACCAAAGGACACCUCUGUGAAAGACAAGGGUCUUGAGCAAGAGGCUGAGGGCAGCAAGUCAGUACAUGGCCUACCUCCCAGUGGCAUGCUGGAAGGCCACAAAUUCCCCCUUUCAAGCCCCAUCUUUACUGGCUUGUACCCAGGGACUUUGUGCAGCAACCUGAGCAGCCGCGUUCCAGCUGGUUACUCUCACCCUCUGCAGUACUUGAAAAAUCAGACAGUGCUUUCACCACUAAUGCAGCCUUUGGCUCUCCAUUCAUUCAUGGUGCAAAGACAGUUCCUCACAUCCCCUGGAAAUUCACAGCAGCUUUACAGGCACUUAGCUGCGGCAACACCUGUAGGAAAUUCGUACGGUGACCUUUUGCACAGCAACAUUUAUCCUUUGGCUGCUAUCAAUCCUCAGGCUGCAUUCCCGCCUUCUCAGCUAUCUUCUGUACAUCCGAGCACAAAACUGUAAAUCCUCCUUUCAAACACAACAAACAAACUACAUUCCUUUAGCCUGUGAUGUCCUGCAAAAUUUAAAACAAAACCAACAAAAAAAUAUCAAUAUUUGUGUUAACCAACACCAGUUUUGUCCCUCAUUGUGGAAUGCUUCAGAUUUGAUUAAGACAAGACUGUUGUUUAGUUGGGCUUUGCUUUUCUCCUCUGGCUCUCACGUCUUCUCCUUCUGUGGUGUUUUCCCUUGCACAAGAAGGUUUCAAAAGGAUCUGUCUCUUGCUCAAAAUGAUUGUCAGAGCAGGCCAGGUGGCUCUUUCCUGGUCCUGGAGAGAAAGAUCUUCAGUUUUUGUCCCCUCUCCUGCCCAAGAAGGUGGGUUUUGGAGCAUUUCAAAUAGAAAAAGAGGCAGGUCUAAUGACAGAGAAGUCAGGAAACACAGAUGAUCCAUGGAUGUUGUUUCUUCAAGUACCAUUUUGGGUUCCUGGCUUUUCAGAGUUCAAAUCAAUGCAAUGUAUAGUAAAAGUGUCUCAAUAUUCAACUUAACACUAUCAGAACAGAAAUAGUAAACACUGUUAAAUUAGAUUGUACAUAUCUACUUCAAAAACAAAACAAAUGCCAGUGUCAACAUCACUUGUAUAAUUUAUGUAGGUUCUUGUUUCCAGCUAUUCCUGUUGCUCUGUUUAUUCGUUUGUUUUCUAAAUUAAAUAGUCUCUUUUUAUCUGCAGCUUUUUUUUUAACAAAAAAAAAAAAAGGCUCUGGCAAUUGAGGGCUUUCAAAAAUCGCAAUUUUUCCCUUUCCUUCUUCCCUGGCCUAUAUUUUUAGAGCAGCUUUGGGAAGGAGGGAUGUCAUUGUUUACAAAUAAAAGCAUCCAUUUUCAAUAAACUCUUUUCAAUGAUAGAAACAUACUGUAGAUCACGCAACGGUGCAAUUCAGUCCCAACUUCAGUUCCUUCUCCAAUGACCUGAUCCUGAAAGGUGCUGAGCAUUGAUUCACCCAUCACAGUGGUUUCCUAAAUGUUCAUACAUUGCUGUUAUACUAGCCGCUGAGAUUUUGCUUUCCUGUAUCAUGGUCUGUGAAUUUUUUAAGAAUUGUAUUUAACCUUAUCUAGGCUGUGAAAUUGUCCUGCAUACCAGAGGGGGAACAUACUCAGGACUGCACUGGCAACAAGUUAUUCAAUAACGUUAUUAGAUUCCAAAGGAUCUUUCUUGAGGGCUGUGAAACUAUUUCAAGAAUGUCAGUCAUUAGAACAGAAAUUGGAGGAGAGGUAUCAAAGAUGGCCUCAAAUUUAUGCUUCUAAAAAAGGAUCUGUGGGGGUUGGAUGCCUUUCCUAAAAGUGAUUGUGACAAAUAGCAGCACUGAAUAUAGUUUUAAUUGAGCAAAUUUGGCUGUGUAUUGUUUGUGCUGCCUGUAUGAUAGUUCCUUGAAGUCCAGCAAAGUGCCAAACAUCCCACCAUAGUCCAGCAAAAUACUGAGUUACUAUUAAAUAUAAACAGCAGCUUAAUCUACAGACUGGAUCCCUUGACUCUUUGGAUCCAUUGAACAGUGGAACUUUUACGCCUGAGUCUGAGCAUCUUAUCAAUGACUCUGAAGAGAAUGUUCCUGCUGAAAGCCAGCCUCAAGAAUGAUGUUUGCCUAGGGGUGGGACAGGUUAGGGUGCCCAGAAAAGCUUGUUAACUGAGCUUGAAAGAAGAAGUUUCUUUUCAACUGAGGGAGGGCUUUGAAGGGCCAGCAAAUAUGACUCCAUCUAUUGAUUCACUCCUGCACAAGCAGGGAGAGGGUUGGAGAGAAUACCUCUCUUUAUUCUCUACUAAUUCUCAGUUACGGACAAAGGAUAGGUGCUUCUGGCGCACUUUGCCUACCUCCAUGUGAACAUUAGAUUGGCAUCCUCCACUUAAAAACCUCAAUGGGCAACUCUUGUUUGCUCUUGCUUUGACUUGUGUGUGACCACCUGAUAUGCAAAGGGAGAAAAGUCUGACAGCCUGCAUUGCUGUUGCUCAUAUUGAUGGAGUAGGUGGUCCAGACAGAUGGACCUCUCUGUUCCCUGUCUGUGCUGAUUUUGCUUUAUUCAUAAAUUCUGUUCAUUCUCAGCUUUAAUAUGGUUUUUUAAAAGCCGAUGCAAAAAAACCAAUAUUUAAAUACAUGCAAUGCACAUUCUUAAAUGUAAUUUCUCUGAGUCCAUUUCUAAAUGUUUUCUGCCCUAAAAGGGAUAUAUUACAACAAAAACAAAACAUGUUUUUUCUGUCAAGGACUUCAUCAUGAAGUUUGAGGGUGUGUGAAAUCCAAAGAAUCAUUAUGAUCCAAUUUGCUCAUUUCCCUCAGAGGCAUGUAUCAGGGCAGUUCAUACUGGAUUUUACAAAUAGUAAAUUCCUUAAGCACCUCUAGUUCAAAGUGCCCUUAUCAUGCCUCUUUGAACGAGUGGCUGAUAAGGGGAAAUAAACCCUCUAUUGCUGUUCACAUGGGCAGGAUGGCAGUACUGAGGAACUCUUCUCUUGUGAUAGAAUUUGUGUGAGAAAGAGUCAGAAGGAUUAUAUUGGGAAAAAGACCUUGUGAAUCAGAUGCUAUGCUGAAGGCCAGAUAAAAGCUCGCCCCGGCCCAUCAGUUUCAGCCCUCAGCCAUCUGUUUAGUUCCUCUUACAUAAUGUACCACCCCAAUGGCAUUUCCCACUUAAAAGGGAUUGGUUUUCAGAUGAUGCAACAUUCCUGAUUCUGUUUAAAUCAUAGAAAGAAUGCCAAUUUAUAAUGGCUGGAAUAAGCAGCUUAACAAUAUGGUCUAUCUCAAUCUCUCUCCUUGAAUUCCUGAGUUUCCACUUCCAGUUCAGGAAGCACCAAAGGUCGUCAAAUGUACAUAGGUCACCUCUUUGGUGCCAUGUGCCAUUGGGCAGUGAGGAGUUGGCAUGAGGUAAACACAACUUAGUAAGAGUUCUCUGGGUUUCUGCAUAAGGCUAAAGGGAAGCAACAUUCCACAGAUACAGUUUCAGAAAUGAAAAAUCCAUGCGUGAAAGUGGCACUUUUUCCCCAUGGGAAACUUGUUGUCCUAUAAUAGUAUGGAUUUGUUUUGAGAUACGUCUUUGCCAUGGUUCUUGAGGUCUGGACAGCUACACUGAGAUGCUGAAGUUGGAAGCAUUUUAUAGUGCAAAAUUUGGUUGCAAUUCAGACGCAGUAAUCAUGAAAACUACUGGAAAACUAGUGGAAACUACUUAAGCAACACCGUGCAUGCAUGCCAGACAUCCUAUAUUAACAUUUCCUGUGAUAUGAAGCCAAUUGCAAUAUAUAAUGUAACCUAUUUAAUAUACAAUGGCGAGGAAACCAGAUUAAUAGACAUCUACUGUUAAAGAUCAAUGUUAUCUUCAAUUAAAUGCUUUUAUGUUCUUGUGAUAAAAUUAUAUGAUGAUGAUGCAUAAGCAGGCUAGUAGAAUUUAGAACAGAAAUGUGCCAAUGCGGUCUUUUUUUUUUUCCUGCUGCGCUGCAAAUGUUGAAAAGGAAAAAAAAAACCAAUCACAGUUGAUCAGAUGCCAUAGAGGGCAUUCUUAGUCAAAUUGCACUAAACCGGACUAAUAUGGUAAUUGAGGGAGGGGACUUGGGCAGGAUUAUAGAAGCCUGCAAUGAACGUUGUCACAAUCACAUGACUGGUAUUGUAAUCCAAGGACUCUGAUAUUGUUUGGGAUAAUCUGCAUGUAGGAUUGCCUGAUACCUCUUAUGUUGGGGGAUGUCCCUUGUUUUAAAAGGAUUGUCCCUUGUUUUGGAACAGCACAGCUUCAUAAAAAACCUCUUCGCCCUCAUCAAGUGAUUUUCCGCAUGCAAAGGCAGCUCUGGUUUGCUCAGAGUGGUACAGCCACAGGCCCCCGAUGUUCUCCCCACAUUUCCAUGGGGAGAGGGGGGCUCUGAACAGUCCUUUUGUGCCUGCCGAGCUACUCCCUUCCAGUGAAAGGAAGGGGGCUGCCCACACAUGCGCAGGAGCUCAGUGGGCACAUGAGAGUGCUGGACUACCCUAUUCCAAAUCUCACAGUUCUAAAAGAAAAAAAAUAGUAUAUUGUCUUUGAAUGUUUAAGCUGGUAACCAUAAACUGUUAAGUCUUAACCUCAUGUACAUCUUCUGCGUGUCUCCAGUUUCGGUUGUGUUGUGUUGUGUUGGAAAUGAAUGAGACCAUUCUAAAACCAGGGUUAUUUAAUCCCUUCCCCCUCGCGCCUUUGUUCAAUAGGAAGAUGGAUUUAUUUUUAGAAAAUUCAUGAUACACUGGCCAAGAUGAGGGCAACAGGGGCAUAAAUCUGUGGUUGUGUGAGAGCUAAUAAUGCUUAAGAACCUCCUUUUUUUAAAAAAAAAAAAUUCUAUGAAUUUUAUUAAGUAUUAAAUUUUCCACUGGCAGAUAACUACUUUCUGUGUCUUAAAUGGGGCUUUGUUUGCUUUGUUUGAGUUCAAGGGGCCUUAUUAUUGAAUGAAAUUGCGUAAGUUUUUCUUUGUGCAAUCAAGCCAUUGUUAUUGGUAGGCUGGUAAAGGAAACAGUGAAAUCUAAUUGGCAACAGAGUCAUAAAUCUAUUUACCAAGAGCCCGUUCCAAGAAAUGUUGCAAUUCCAACACACUCUGUUCAGGAUUUAUUAAGGAAUUCUGAAGGCUAGUGAGAUUACAAAAGACAAAGGAAAACGUUCUUCAUAUAAUGUCUUGUUAGAAGCUGUUCACUUUAUUGGGUAGGUGGGGCAGAGUAUUUCGAGUGAGACCUUUUGCAACUGGAUCCUUGCUUUAAUAAUUAGAAGAGAUAGCGGAGUUCACCAUUUUAAUCAAAGCCCAAAAUAAAGCAACGAUACUAUUCUGGUGUGUUGAACUGCCACAUGAAUCCUUAAACAUGCAAGGAACAACCCCAACCAAAUGUCAGGGUGAUUUAGGGCUCCGCUUACUGCAGUAUUUGGAUAUGUGUGACAGUUGCCAUUAACAUGAUUUCUCUCACACCCCUCUGGGUAGUAUGUAUAUCUUUGUGAGCAACAGAAUGCCAGAAUAGUUGGUUCUGUGACAUUGUCACCAUGCUCACAUUACCCAGAACAGUGGGGUUGUGUGAUUAUUCGGAGAGAUUCUUGCCCAUGCCAUUAGCAAUAUCUUCCUUUGCAGUGUGUGUGUCUCAUGCUAGGUUUGCAAACAAGUAAUCUGCCCUGACUGUAUCGGUGGACACAGAGCAAGUUAUUUAGGGGGCAUUUCCAGCAUCCAAGACCAUUCCACUCCAAGAGCAUGGCCAUUCUUGGAAUGGAAGUCCCCCAGAAUAACUUCCCCCAAGCUCUGCGAUGGGUAUCACAGGGAACAAAACCGAAUUUAACUUUUUGUUAGAUAAUAGUGUCCAUGAGCUCUCAAAGUCUAUUCUAUACUGCUGCGUCGUGGCUAAUGGAAUCCAGAAAUAUUUUUUUGUGGUGUGUGCCUUUAAAGGAAGAAGCUGGUUUUUAAAAACUCAUUCAUAAUUAUACCUGCUCAGAUUGUGUGGCAGUGAGCAUGGUCAAACCUGGCCCCAUUUCAUAGAUUUUAUCACUUAUGGGGUGCGGGGGAAAUCACUGACAUGAGGUUUGCAGUAUUGAAACCAUCAUCAUGAGCACUUAACCAGUGUUUGCUGUAAAUGUAUUUGAUAUUUUACAUGUAUCUCCCCCUCCUCCCCCAUAGUUUUAAAUAUGAUCUAACAAAGGCAGCAUAAUCUACUAGCUGUUUAUACUUUGUUUGGAACGUUCAUUUGUUGUAAAUAGUGUAAACAUUCUUGUGAUUCAAGUUAUUGUAGGUUAUACGCUCUGUAAGGUGAGACUAUUUGUAUAUAGAAAAAAAAGUGGCCCAGUAAUAUUAUAGUUUCCCAUUUUUAAAAAAAGAAAAGAAAAAGAAAAGGGUUAUUGAGUAACCUUUCACGUUAAAUAAGUUUAAACACUACCAGAACGAAAGAAAAGCUGAGCCAACUAUAAACACUCAAUUUUUGUAUGUUUUCCAAAUUGUACGUAUUAAUGCUUUUGAUACUGUAUUAUGUGCCAAUAGUUUCCCAAUCACAUAGCAAGCAAAAGAUAUUUUGUACUUUUUGAUCCACUGUAAUAUUUAAUAAAAAAUGUUACUAUCUG
Sceloporus undulatus (fence lizard) is the source of this 8925-nucleotide messenger RNA. Its product is annotated as AT-rich interactive domain-containing protein 5B-like. Gene Ontology annotation, molecular function: transcription cis-regulatory region binding. The transcript has 7 exons. Gene Ontology annotation, cellular component: nucleus. Gene Ontology annotation, biological process: regulation of transcription by RNA polymerase II. The coding region runs from base 45 to 2876 and encodes 943 amino acids. The record is from RefSeq and is a predicted model, not a curated record. NCBI's taxonomy places the organism in Eukaryota, Metazoa, Chordata, Lepidosauria, Squamata, Phrynosomatidae.